This is a messenger RNA of Eruca vesicaria subsp. sativa (arugula), 645 nucleotides long. NCBI's taxonomy places the organism in Eukaryota, Viridiplantae, Streptophyta, Magnoliopsida, Brassicales, Brassicaceae. The record is from the annotation of a GenBank genome assembly.
AUGGAGUCUGAACAAUCGAAUCUCCAAACACCUCCGAAAACUCAAUCCGUCAACCACGAAGUCACCGUUUUGAACUCUGAAUCGCCGCCUCGGAUGCUCCCUGAAACCGUCAAAAAUCAUGAAUCUCCUCCACGAGCCUCCAUCAACGAUUCAAUGAAGAAAAUCGUGACACCCGAUCGUCUCAGAGUCCCUGUUGCUUUCAAGCACCCAGAGAGGUACAGAAGUCCAACAGACGCAAUGAUGUCUCCAGUUACUCAAGGUCUUCUCGCAAGAAGCAGAAAGCCUUCCAGUUCUCUUAUUCCACCCAGCUUCAACCUAUCCAAGGCUUAAUUUUUUUUUCAAUCAUCGACCAAAUUGAUUAUCCGGUCUAUCUUUUGUAGCUUGAACCGAAUAAAGUUUUUGAUUGUUUUGUUGGCUAAUAUAUGUACCUUUUCACUAUCUUGGACCUGCGUUACUAUUUUUUUUUUGCUCGUGCUCGUUUUACGAGAAAUAUCAAUACAAAUCCAUUGACUAGUCUCCGUCUCCGAUAAUCUUGGUUGUGGGAUUUCAACUUUUGUGUAAGCUAAACCGAACCAACUAAACUGCUUCUAACCGAAAUAUAGAAAGCGAUUUAGAUUUUAGUAGUGUAAUAUACCAAACAUAUAU